AUGAGUCAAGAAAAACACUCCAGUGAUCCAGAGGCAGCUGUCUGUCCACCGGAGAACGAAGAUGGCCCAGUAUCAGCUUUCCAGCAACUAGGAAUUCUCGACCGUUUCCUCGCAGUCUGGAUCUUCCUCGCCAUGGCUAUUGGAAUAAUCCUAGGGAACUUCGUCCCGAAUACUAAAGAAGCGCUGGAGAAGGGAAAGUUCGUCGGCGUUUCAGUGCCCAUUGCAAUCGGAUUGCUGGUCAUGAUGUAUCCCAUUCUCUGUAAAGUCCGCUACGAAACGCUGCACCGGUCGUUCCGCGAGAAGAGCCUUUGGAUUCAGGUUGGUUUCAGUAUUGUUGUCAACUGGAUCGUUGCUCCUUUGUUCAUGCUUGGCCUGGCGUGGGCUUUUCUUCCAGACGAGAGAGGUCUUAGGGAAGGCUUGAUUUUGGUCGGAAUCGCACGAUGCAUUGCAAUGGUCCUAAUCUGGACCGGCCUGGCAGGUGGCGACGGCGACUACUGCGCGAUCCUCGUCGCAAUUAACUCCAUCCUCCAAAUGGUUCUAUUCGCACCACUCGCCAUCUUCUUCAUCCGCGUCAUCGGUGGCUCGGACUCGGGCGUCACUAUCGACUAUUCCCUGGCAGCGAAGAGCGUCGGUGUCUUCCUCGGUAUACCAUUGGGAGCAGCUAUUGUCACUCGUUUCGCACUGCGGUUCCUGACAAGCGAAGAGUGGUACAAUAAGCGUUUCCUGAAAUGGUUAAGUCCUUGGUCGCUCAUCGGGCUGCUAUUCACUAUUCUGGUGCUUUUCGCGUCGCAAGGUGAGCAGGUCGUGCAUCAGAUUGUCUCUGUGGUCCGAGUUGCUGCCCCGCUGAUCGUAUAUUUUUCUGUCAUCUUCCUGGCAACCCUUGCGGUAACUCGCCGGUUUGGGUUUGGAUAUAGACUGUCUUGUACUCAGAGCUUUACAGCGGCGAGUAACAAUUUCGAGCUGGCAAUUGCGGUGGCGAUCGCAGCGUUCGGCGUGGAUAGUGACCAAGCGUUAGCUGCAACAGUUGGUCCACUAAUUGAGGUCCCCGUGCUGCUGGGUUUGGUGUAUGUGGUGAAAUGGUUCGCCAAAAGACAGAAAUGGGCGCCGUAA
Messenger RNA from Aspergillus puulaauensis, 1110 nucleotides. RefSeq names its product arsenic resistance protein. Gene Ontology annotation, cellular component: plasma membrane. Lineage: Eukaryota; Fungi; Ascomycota; Eurotiomycetes; Eurotiales; Aspergillaceae. Gene Ontology annotation, biological process: arsenite transport; antimonite transmembrane transport. The coding region runs from base 1 to 1110 and encodes 369 amino acids. The transcript has 4 exons. Gene Ontology annotation, molecular function: antimonite transmembrane transporter activity; arsenite transmembrane transporter activity; antiporter activity. The record is from RefSeq and is a predicted model, not a curated record.